Messenger RNA from Melanotaenia boesemani (Boeseman's rainbowfish), 2860 nucleotides. It is a transcript of the gene fignl1, whose product is annotated as fidgetin-like 1. Lineage: Eukaryota; Metazoa; Chordata; Actinopteri; Atheriniformes; Melanotaeniidae. The transcript is spliced from 2 exons. The coding region runs from base 324 to 2267 and encodes 647 amino acids. The record is from RefSeq and is a predicted model, not a curated record. Gene Ontology annotation, molecular function: ATP hydrolysis activity; ATP binding; microtubule severing ATPase activity.
UAUCAAUUCAUUUUGUGCUAAUUUAAGAGCCCGACAUUCUAAUAAUUUGACCGUCCACCAAAUUUGGUGAAACAAUGGCAAGAACAUCAAUUUAGGUCGCCUGUGAUCGAAGUGGAAUGGGACAGGAAGUAGGGGCUUUCAGGAAGAAGAAGCAAGAAGCAAGUGGCGGGAAUAAUCAUCAAUGCAAAUUACGGGCUAAGUUACAGCAAUGAGCAAUGCUAUAUACUAAUAUAUUGAAGAUUAAAAAUCUGUCAUUGUUUUGGAAAUUCAUGUUUUUCACACUAUAACAAGAAGAUAACACUAAUCGCUGGAGUAGACCAGGCAUGAGCGGCGCACACCUGGACGAAUGGCAGAAAAGGUCCUUUGACAUUUCAUCUGGCAGCUGCACACCUGAACAGACGGCCGAUGCCUACCGGGCUCACAUCCUCUCCAUUCAGUAUGCAUGGGCAAGCUCCCAGCUCUCUCAGGCCAGCAUGGCCAGCCUGCUCAGGACCUACUCGGAACGCUAUGCCGCAGUGCUGGACUCGGAUGACCCCCACACAGGGCUAAACAACUAUGCAGAGAGUGCGCUCCAUCUGGCCCGCAAUCAGAAGAACUACAGCGACAAAUGGGAGUCUUCCCUUACUUUGGAGAGCAUGCUGCAAUUGCCCUCUGUGCAGAAGAUGAUUCAAGCAAAAACAGAAGGAGGAGGCUUCACAGUGGCACCAACAGAUGUUGACAUACCUGUGGGACAAGAGAGCAGAGGCAGCCAUUCCACUGCUCCCUUUACAGCAGCCAGGUCAGAAGCUGCAUGGUGUAAAACUGUAGGACAGCCACAGCCUAACUCAGACAUUAACAAUACAGCUGGUAAUCUUGCUAAUUUUUCUGCUGAGAGGCCAAAAUUCAGUGAUGGGAUAUCGAGCCAUUUAAACUCAUUUUCUCGACUUCCAGCUCGACCACAGUCUCUGUUUAGUCCCCCUUCCUCAGCUCUUCCACAAGGGAACCCUGCUGCUGCAGGAGGCACGCAAAACUAUCAGCCUUCCUUCUUUCCCUCCUCCAACCCACCUAAACGAAAAAACUUUUACUCCUCAGAUGGAGGGGAUGGUGGCAGGGGGCAACAUGGAGGUCAAGGAAGCACCGACCAGCGAGCCGGAAGCAACUUCAGAACGGCUCGGGAGCAGUUCGUCGUUGAUCAGUACAAAAAACACUCCCAUCAGCCUCAGAGAGGUCAGAACCCUGGGAUGGCAGCAACUGUGAAGAAAUCUCUGGGCGCCAACAGACCUCGAGGUGCGUUUUCAAAGUUUGUGUCGCCCAUCCCGAGACAGGAGGAGGAUGACAACGCGGCAAGCCGAAAUUCCAAUCAGGAAUCUCAAAUCCUGGACGAGCGUCUGAAGAACUUUGAGCCAAAGAUAAUUGAGCUGAUCAUGAGUGAGAUCAUGGAUCACGGGCCUCCUGUCGCUUGGGAUGACAUAGCAGGCCUGGACUUUGCCAAGACUACCAUACAGGAGAUUGUGGUGUGGCCCAUGCUGCGACCUGACAUCUUUACUGGUCUCCGUGGACCACCCAAAGGCAUCCUGUUGUUUGGACCCCCAGGAACUGGAAAAACUCUAAUAGGAAAAUGCAUCGCAUGUCAGUCUGGUGCCACUUUCUUUAGCAUCAGUGCUUCAUCGCUCACAUCCAAAUGGGUGGGCGAAGGAGAAAAACUGGUGCGAGCCCUUUUUGCCAUCGCCCGCUGCCACCAGCCCGCUGUCAUUUUCAUCGAUGAAAUUGACUCCUUGUUGUCCCAGCGGACAGACGGCGAGCACGACUCAUCACGCAGGAUAAAGACAGAGUUCUUGGUUCAGCUGGACGGAGCGGCCACAGCAGCUGAAGACCGCAUUUUGGUGGUGGGAGCCACCAACCGGCCCCAGGAGAUAGACGAGGCUGCCCGUCGACGGCUGGCAAAGCGACUUUACAUCCCCCUGCCUGAAGCUGCAGCCCGACAGCAGAUAGUGACAAACCUCAUGGCUCGAGAGAAAAAUCAGCUGAGAGAGCAAGAGCUGGAGAGCGUGGUCAAAGCCACAGAGGGCUUCUCCGGAGCUGACAUGACUCAGCUGUGCCGAGAGGCGGCCCUGGGACCCAUACGCAGCAUCCAGCUAAGUGACAUCGCCACGAUCACUGCAGAUCAGGUGCGACCAAUUCUCUACGGCGACUUCCAGGAGGCCCUGAAGACUGUGCGGCCCAGCGUCUCGGCUAAAGACUUGGAGCUGUUUGAGGAGUGGAAUCAGACCUUUGGAUGCGGACGUUAAACUUUGCUCUUCAACUUGUACUGUUAUUUUUCUCCUUUGUUCAAGUUGUGAAUGUUAUCUAGAAUUCAGUAAAAGUAAAUGUUGUCAGCUGUGGAAAAGAUAUAAAGAUUGUAAAUUCUGCCUUGACUUUACAUAUUCUCACCAAACAGUAAAAAAAUAAAUAAAUAAACAUGAUCUUAACAAAGGUAUUACAUUAUACUGCCCAGUUAUUUGUUAUUUGGUGUGCUUUGGUUUAUUUUAGCUUCUUUCUUUGCACAACUAAGCUGUUGUUUUGUUAUCUGGUUGCAGGACUCCAAAUGUUCUAGAUGUUGCAAGUUACUAAGAGUGGGAAAUGUUGAAAUACUUCCAUUAAAUGCCAUAUUCGUGUUGUGUUACCUACAGUUUGUGAUGAGGCUUUUAGCCCCCGCCACAGUUGUUCCCAGCAGUUUGUGCCGGCUGUUAUUCUCAGAAACUAAUUCUCCUGCUGCUGUGUGAUUUGAUGCAGCCACUGUGUUGUGUACACGAUGAGUGUUCCAGAUGAGAAAGUUUGCAUUGUUUUUGUAAUUGCAUGCCCAAACAUUUUUUAUAAAAAAAAAUAAAACUUAAUUCUUGAA